This is a messenger RNA of Mobula hypostoma (lesser devil ray), 1385 nucleotides long. It is a transcript of the gene tomm22, whose product is annotated as translocase of outer mitochondrial membrane 22 homolog (yeast). Gene Ontology annotation, biological process: intracellular protein transport. The coding region runs from base 33 to 473 and encodes 146 amino acids. The transcript is spliced from 4 exons. NCBI's taxonomy places the organism in Eukaryota, Metazoa, Chordata, Chondrichthyes, Myliobatiformes, Myliobatidae. The record is from RefSeq and is a predicted model, not a curated record. Gene Ontology annotation, cellular component: mitochondrial outer membrane.
CCGGCCGACAGGUGGCGUCGUCGCUGGCGGAGAUGCGCAUGCGCGGCGUUCUCGGCCUAGUGCAGGUGGAGGUGCAGGUCGGUCGGAUGGCGGCAGAGCUGAGUGUGGAGCGGCGGCUUGAUGCCGGCGACGAAAUCGAGGACGAUGAUGAUGACGAUUUGGAUGAGUCCCUUGCGGAGCGACUGUGGGGUUUGACGGAGAUGUUCCCUGAGGGAGUACGAAACGCCUCGGGGGUAGCCGCCAGCUGCUCACUGACGUUGGCCAAGAAGCUGUACAGCUUCACUCGCUCGGCCCUGUGGGUGGGGACCACGUCCUUCAUGAUCCUGAUUCUCCCAGUAGUCUUUGAAACAGAAAAACUACAAUUGGAGCAACAACAGAUCCAGCAACAGAGACAGAUCCUACUGGGUCCGAACACAGGGAUAUCCGGAGGAAUGCCGGGAAUGCUGCCACCACCAGUUCCAGGGAAAAUAUAAUGGACUUGACCCUCCCCUCGGAACAGGAAUUGCUGGUGGAGGAGGGAUUAAAGGACGGACCUUGGGGAGGGAAUUUGAUAGCACCUACCGACUUGGAGUCCGCAGCCCGUCGCUGAGGAGGGUCGAGCUGACCCAGGCCCAAUGUCUGGAGCAUCGUGUCUGCUGGUUGUGGGAGGGGGAGGGUUGGGGAUAAUGAACUUGGAUAGUUCGUGGGAGGAGGAGGAGGCAGCUCGGUGAGUGCUCAAGCCCCGUUAUUCAUGAAUUGCAGUGUGAUUGUUCACAGCAUCUUUUAUCAUCGAGGUGUACAAGUUGUUCUGCCCCAGUUGUUUAUGUGUGUGUUAGUGUUCACCAGGUUCAGCAAGGGGUAUGAGGGACACCUCUACCAGUCCUGAGCUCCAUCUAAACCAGGGAUUCCCAGCCUGGCGUUGGCAGACCCCUCGAUUAAUGGUAGGGGUUCCUGGUCCUACUCUAAACGCAAAACAAGCUCGCCCUGCAUCGGUCUGCCUCACAGUGCCAGGUAUUGCAAAGUCAAAAUACUGCCGGCUGUCGCGAAGUCGGGCACGUUUAGUGCCUGCAGUGAUGCAGUGCUCGGAACAGUGAAGCUUGUACCGUCGGGGAAUGAGCUCUCACCAAAGAGAGAGACUGUUGCCUGCGAUUCACCACCGGCUCCAGACCAAUUAUCCACACGAUACUGGGCGACCAGUGUGCAAGGUGAGGUGGGAAUGUGUUCACUGAGGCUGCAGGGUGAAGGAGACUGGGCAGGUUACAACUUAAUUGCUUAUACCUGACUCUGGGUGAUAGGCUAUGACAUGGUACAGAGGCCAACCUGAACGUACUGCCUGCAGAAACAGUGACAAGUUAACACAGAGCUGUUUGAAUUGUAUUGUGGUUCAAUAAACAUCUGGUGCUGGA